AUUUAAGACUGAUGCUUACAUUAAAAUUUCAGUAGUGUAGGAAGCAGAAUUGUUAUUGGUUGUGUGAAUCAAAAAUCAAAUACACCUAUAUUUACUAAACUUUGUUGACAAGAGAAGACAUUUAAGUGGAAGUCCUUUUUUGCGAUGUAAGUCAAAAAUUCAUUAAAUUAAGCAAAUAUUCAAAAGAUGGAAACUGAUACUAGUGAGGAAUCGGAAACUGUAUAUAUGAUGAGGCCAAUUAGACCAUGGUACAGACACAUAUCUGUGGAACCAGUUAUGUUUUUCUACAUGAUGGCAUUCAUGAUAACAAAUGUGAUUGAGCAAACAUUUUACUUGUUCCGGGCAUGCACAGUCAAUCAUGGUUAUAGUCCGGAAAUUUGUUAUAACAUUAGCAGUUAUGACACAAUUAAUAAGGAAGUACAGGUCACAACGUCCCUCUUUCAUCAAUGGAACGGAAUAGCAAUGCACAUGAUACCUGUACUGCUUGCAUUCUUUCUCGGCGCCUACAGUGAUAAGCGAGGCAGGAAAAUCAUCCUUUUAACUGGCUUACUUGGAAAAUUAUACUUCUCUUUAAUGAUCACAUAUAUUACAACUACCUCAUGGCCUGUGGAAUACGUGAUAUACUUUGCUGUGCUCCCAAGCGUCCUUACUGGCACCGAUUUGGCAAUAUUUACUGGAUGCUUCGCAUAUCUUUCCGACAUUUCUUCGGUGGAAAAUCGCACCUUUCGAGUUGCUAUAUUGGACGCGGUGUAUCUAAGUACUAUGCCCACUGGAAUUUUUUUUGGAAAUAUAAUAUUCAAUCACCUUGUGAACAAAUCGUUCACCGCGAUGUUUGCAAUAAACUCCUGUCUUAUGGUACUGGCGACGUUCCAUUGUAUCUUCUUCCUCGAAUGGCAGACCAGAAACGAGCAAAUGUCGGCCAGAGAGGCGGGAGUGACCAAUCCGAUCAAGGAUUUCUUCAAUAUAAAUAAUAUCAAAAAAACAGUCGUAACUUUGACGAAGGAAAGGCCGAAUAAUAGAAGAUUAUUCCUCUGGUUCCUACUUGUGUCUAUGGCGUUUUAUACAUUUCAAAGAGACGAGAAGCCCGUCUUAUACUUAUACGCAUCAAAAGUAUUCAAAUGGGACACAAAUGAUUACAGUAACUUUAAAACCUACCUGAGUACUGCCUAUGUGAUUUUCACCCUCUUUGGAAUUCCACUGAUGUCCAAAAUACUUAUAUGGCGUGACACGAUGAUAGUAAUGCUGGGUGCGGCUGCGCACAUGACCGGUCAUUUGUUAUAUGCACAAGCAACUAUUGGCAGCACCAUGUAUAUGGGGGCAACUGCAGCCGCAUUGGGGCCCUGUAUAGUGUCACUCCUUCGUUCAAUGACCUCAAAGGUUCUUACGCCGGCUGAAAGAGGUGUUGCGUUCGCCUUCCUAUCGGUAAUGGAAAACGCUGUGGGAAUGUUUGCGUCCAUUGUGUAUACGCAAAUCUACAAGGCGACGCUCGGUACGCCGUAUAGUAACUCAAUAUUCUACUUUACUAUGGGCACACAGGCAGUUGUAUUCUUCUUGUCAUUAACCACGGAGAUUUUAUUAAAAGGACACACUUUGGAAAGCCAAGUGGAACCAGAUGAUACCAUUACUGAAACCAUUUAAUUUGUUUAAUUAUCAAUUAAUAUAUAUAAUCUUAGAAGGAUAUUUAUUAGCGCCGCCUCGUGACUCUUGAAGGUAUGGUCUUAUCAUCCUUUGGCUACGCGUAGACUGUCCUGUCCAUCAUGAGAUUCUACGCGUGGUCCCAUAGCGGAACUUCCGGAACUAACCGACUCCUUGAAAAUAUCCAAAUGCGCAAGGGCAACCGGCGCACUUAAAAAACCUAUAACCCACUUCCAGGUCGUUUAAACAGGAGGUCGCUGGGCAAAGUCUGAGCACAUUUCCAGAUUUGGCGAAAGAUUGGCCCGCCUCUCUUCGGGGAAUCGUCAUAGUCACCACUACAAGACAAUUUCUGACAACCCUCCGUUCCACCCAUGCAAAGGGAAGAUGACUCGCCGGCUUAUAACGCGAAAAAGAAAGCUGACCUCUUGUGCUGUCUCUUCGCGUCUAACUCGACUUUGGAUGACCAAGGGAGGCACCACCGACCAUCGUCGUGUGAUACUUCGAUGCCGGAAAUCAUAUACCAGCAACGUGCUGUCUUAAAACUUUAUCUACCUUGGAUAUUCAUAAGUCGAGUGGGUCUGAUGACAUCCACCAAAUUAUCCUACGUGUUUACUCCUGAGUUGGUUCCGGUCCUAACGCGCCUUUUCCGGUAACUAGUUCGACACUGUCCCGAAGUGCUGGAAGACCGAUUCAAUACAUCCGAUCCUUAAAAAAGACAAUCGCUCUGAUCCGUUCAACUAUCGCCCAAUAAGCUCCUUGUUCUCCAAAAUAAUGGAAACCGUUGUUAACGGCCAUCUCCUGAGGUAUCUAGAGCCACCAUCUGAUUAGUAAUUAUCAGUAUUGCUUGCAUCGUGGUACCUCAUAUGGCAAUUGAGUUCAAGAGGGAGGUUAGUUUGGAUACAGCGAAAGUAUUCGAUUGGGUUUGGCAUAAAGCGCUUCUUUCGAAACUUCCAGCCUAUGGGCUCCCCGACAAAUUAUGCAACUGGAUCUGCAGCUUUCUGGCCGUUGGGAACUUCAACGUCGUUAUUGACAGAGCAUGUUCCGACUUCCCCUGAAUGCUGGGGUUCCACAGGGCUGUGUCCUAUCCCCGACCCUUUUUCUUCUGCAUAUCAAUGACAACCAUAUCAAUGUUGCAACCUAGCAAGAUUCACUGCUAUGCGGACGACAACACUGGGGACUCUCUUACACACUGGCCGUGCAGAUAUUUCUUGGGCAGUAGUCGAUUCAUACUGGAACAAACUUGUAUCUGAAGUCUCAGACUGGGGUCGAUUAAAUCUAGUCCAAUUUAGCCCAACACACAAGUUUGCGCGUUUUCCGCUAAAAAAAGACACCCUUUGUCGCUACUCCUCUCUUCUAUUUAUGGCAGUUUUUGCCGCGCACCACGACUUUGUGGAACCAGCUAACCACUGUAUACGUAGUAUUUCCGAACCAAUUCGACUUAGGGACCUUUAAGAAAAAAGCUCUCUGGUAUGAGAGUGUCCAUGGGCGGCGGUAUCACUCAACAUCAGAUGAGCCUCCUACCUGUUUCCCCUCUGCUAUAUAAACAAUCAUAUGAAUUUAGGAUAACUGUUGAGACGUAACAUAUAUUUACAAUGGUGUAUAGAAUCGCCAUAUAUUUUUGACCAAGUUCGAUAAACCUUAUAUUUUAUAUUGGCUGUGAGAUUUUCGAUAUUUUGAAUAGUUAGAAAACAGUUGUAAGUGCAAUUAAUGUGCGCAUUUAAUGCAUUGUUUUUAUACAAAUAUGAUAUAAGAUGUUAAAAAUAUUAUAAUAGACAGGUUUUUUUUGAUUAAGGCUAAAAUACAAGCUCGGCGACUGAAAUUGAGAAUCGCAUUUAUGUCCCCGACACUUUAAUAGCUUACGUGUACGAUAACCAGGAGCCACAUGGACCAUAAAACACCAGAAACCACGUUGGAUCGAAUUUCCAUUUGAGAAUCUUUGGCCGAACGUACUGAAACAAAAUUUAAGAAAUCUCCAUUUACUUAUUAAUAUCUUUCAAUAGUAGUUAUAAGUCUAUUGUUACUAUUAAUAAGAGAAUAGUGGUUUCCUAUCAAUGUCAAGCACACAAUCUCCCGCCAAUUUUAGUUUUCUAUAGUCUCUGGCGUUUAGUUUUGAAACUCGAAUAAUUAAAUCUUAUUUUUGUUCACAGAAUUUGUAGACUUAAGUAGGUACGUUUAAUUUCAGAUAGAAGACCAAAUCUAAUAUUACUUCAAAUGUCUGUUAACGUUUUGUAGAUAAGGCCGUGAAUUGUGAUCACUUUUGUGAAUUUAGUACGUUCCUAUUUUGAAUAUAUCUUGUAUCAUAUACUACAAUAAAAAAUAUAAAUUC
Pieris napi is the source of this 3961-nucleotide messenger RNA. Its product is annotated as proton-coupled folate transporter. The transcript has 9 exons. Lineage: Eukaryota; Metazoa; Arthropoda; Insecta; Lepidoptera; Pieridae. Gene Ontology annotation, biological process: transmembrane transport. The record is from RefSeq and is a predicted model, not a curated record. Gene Ontology annotation, molecular function: transmembrane transporter activity. The coding region runs from base 187 to 1638 and encodes 483 amino acids. Gene Ontology annotation, cellular component: membrane.